AUGACUUCAGCCGCCGAGCCCGUGCUGCUUCCCAGUCUCGCAUCAUAUACAAUGCGACAAAACAGAGGAUGGGCUGGCGAGUUUCCGCCAAAGAGGUGGACGCCCAAUAUGGUGCAAUCCCUUGCCCGAGUAAUUCGACAUGUUGCACGAGGCGCGAAUGACCUUGGCGACAAGCAUACCUUGGAGGACGUAAAGGUCUUCAUCAUCGACCGAGUCAAUCUACGAGCGAGGAAUGCGCCGUUCAGGCCUAGCGACAUCACCGAUGCUAUGUCGCAUUUUGGCGUCACGAGAAACAAGUCUGAAACGGUCCCGGAUGAGAAGAAAGUCGAGUCUCGCAGGAUAAGCCGAGUUGGCGAGGAGGAUGAAGAAGACAAGAAAGCCGUGGACGACUCUAUUUCCGACACGAAACAGCACAUCCGCGCUGCCGGUACGAACGAUGAGCACCACAAAGACGAUGAUGGCCGAACCAGCACCCUCUCCAAAGCCACUGCGUCGCCUGUUCCCAUGUCCAACAGUAACGAAAAGAUUGCCAAAGAAACAAAUUCGAGCCAACCCAAGGAAACAAACACUGAUAAUGACGCUCCUCGAUCUCCAUCUACCUCAUCAACUAAGCGCAAUCGCACGGAGGAUGUAUCGCCGGGCCCAGAUACUACGGCGCUUGACAGACCUGCAAAAAGACCCUGCUUGAGCACCAGCAAGCCAACAGCUAACAAUGAUUCUUCCACUCCUCUUCCCAAAGACACUGCCACAACCGUGACCAAAGAGCAAGACAUGGCGACGUUUCGAGCUGUGGUCAACAGAAGACGCGCCGAGUCCAGCCAUAAGCACACGACCCUAGAGCAUGAAUUCGCUACAUUUGAGGAAGAUGUUGAACGUCGGAUAGAUGAGGCGGAACAAGGAAGUAUUGCUGUACCAUCUGCCAGCACUCUUACAUCUUGCAAGAUGGCCCGGAGCAACUUGGCGGGUAAUCUCCAGAGGCUGCAUCAAACCGUCCAAUACCGAAACAACAACGAUCUCUUGGCAACAAUUGACUUUGAAACACGCACAAUGAUUGCCAAGGACCACGAGCGAAGGUUAUGCGAGAUGCAAAAACAACUUGACAAGGCCGAGGCGGAAGUUCGCCAGGCUAAGCGGAAAGUCAAGGCCGAACGGGAGGAAGCCGAACGACUCGUCUGGAAAGAUGUGGAAAAGGGGCACGAGAUGGAGGCCGAAAUGGAACGAGCUUGCACCGAGCGCGAUCGUUGGCGUUGCAUCGAACAUAUCGCGGCCAUGAAUGAUGACGACCUGCAUAAGGCUAUGAGGGUCUUGGAGAAGGAAGGGCUGGGGCUUACGGAGGAUCCUGAGUAG
Fusarium falciforme is the source of this 1347-nucleotide messenger RNA. RefSeq lists its product as hypothetical. The record is from RefSeq and is a predicted model, not a curated record. Bases 1 to 1347 code for a protein of 448 amino acids. The transcript has 2 exons. Lineage: Eukaryota; Fungi; Ascomycota; Sordariomycetes; Hypocreales; Nectriaceae.